AUGAGGGUUUUAGCAACACCUUUCACUGCUCUUCUUCUCCUUUUCUUCAUCAUCUCUGCACCACCCACUUCCACCACCGCGGAGAUGCAGUCUCCGGCGACCCAGCCUGAUAACCUCGCUCCCGCUCCCUCCCCUUAUGCUCACUCCUCCUUCCAUAAAACGUGCUCUCUCUACUCAUUCUUCAACGGGAACUGCUUCCCUCAGCUCUCAUCUGUUUACUUCGCCUUUUCCAUCGUUUAUCUGUGCUUUCUAGUGUAUUGGAUCUCGGUUUGCUUCAAGGUCAAGCCAACUUUUCGCCGGAUUCAUCUACUAAUGGCUGGAUUGGUUGUAGUGAAGGCACUUAGCUUGAUCUAUGAAGCUGUUAACGUUACAGGUACUCAUGGAUCGGAUCUCUUCUUCUACAUUUCUAAGUUCAUCCGAGUUGUCCGUUUGUCCAUUGUGAUCCAGCUAAUCGCUUCUGGUUGUUAUUUCAUGGAGCCGAUUAUGCAAAAUGUGGAUAGAAUCGUUUUACUGUUUUUGAUCCCUCUUCAGGUUUUAGCAAAUGUAGUUAAAACAGUGAUUGGGGAUUCUAGCGAUUCCAUUAACGACUGGAUGAAUCUGGUAGAUCUAAUCACUUGUAGUCUCAUGAUAUACCCCAUUAUUUGUUCGAUGGUGUCGAUGUGCACUGGUGGGAUGAGCGCUAAGAAUUUUGAAAGGUUGAAUGGAUUUAGGUACUUCUAUAUGAUUGUUGUGCUUUAUUUGCUGUUUGUUAACGUUGUUGUGGAACCUGUGAGAAAGAAUGGUGCUAUUGGAUUAAACGCCAUUGAUGCUGAGGAGUACCUGUUGAAGGCUAAUGUGGUGUUUGAAUUGAACAGUCUGAAUUUCUACAUGAUCAUCUGUAGCAUGUUCAAGAAACAGUUUACCCUUCUUGUCGAUCGUGAUGAAAAUAAAAUUGGAUGCGUGGAAUCAGGAAUUUGA
Molecule: messenger RNA, 957 nt
Organism: Lactuca virosa
Lineage: Eukaryota; Viridiplantae; Streptophyta; Magnoliopsida; Asterales; Asteraceae
Source: the annotation of a GenBank genome assembly